Miniopterus natalensis is the source of this 3970-nucleotide messenger RNA. It is a transcript of the gene PYGB, whose product is annotated as glycogen phosphorylase B. Gene Ontology annotation, cellular component: cytoplasm. Gene Ontology annotation, biological process: glycogen catabolic process. Gene Ontology annotation, molecular function: pyridoxal phosphate binding; glycogen phosphorylase activity. The record is from RefSeq and is a predicted model, not a curated record. NCBI's taxonomy places the organism in Eukaryota, Metazoa, Chordata, Mammalia, Chiroptera, Miniopteridae.
UCAGCCGGCGCUAUGGCGAAGCCCCUGACGGACAGCGAGAAACGAAAGCAGAUCAGCGUGCGCGGGAUCGCGGGGCUGGGCGACGUGGCCGAGGUGCGCAAGAGCUUCAACCGGCACCUGCACUUCACGCUGGUCAAGGACCGCAACGUGGCCACGCCCCGCGACUACUACUUCGCCCUGGCGCACACGGUGCGCGACCACCUGGUGGGGCGCUGGAUUCGCACGCAGCAGCACUACUACGAGCGCGACCCCAAGCGCAUCUAUUACCUUUCCCUGGAGUUCUACAUGGGCCGUACACUGCAGAACACGAUGGUGAACCUGGGCCUUCAGAAUGCUUGUGAUGAAGCCAUCUAUCAGUUGGGGUUAGACUUGGAAGAACUGGAGGAAAUAGAAGAAGAUGCUGGCCUGGGGAAUGGAGGCUUGGGGAGGCUGGCAGCCUGCUUCCUUGACUCGAUGGCCACCUUGGGCCUGGCCGCCUAUGGCUAUGGAAUCCGCUAUGAGUUUGGGAUUUUUAACCAGAAGAUUGUCAAUGGCUGGCAGGUAGAGGAAGCCGAUGACUGGCUGCGCUAUGGCAACCCCUGGGAGAAGGCCCGGCCGGAGUACAUGCUUCCUGUGCACUUCUACGGGAGAGUGGAGCACACCCCCGAGGGGGUGAAGUGGCUGGACACUCAGGUGGUGCUUGCCAUGCCGUACGACACCCCAGUGCCAGGCUACAAGAACAACACUGUCAACACCAUGAGGCUGUGGUCCGCCAAAGCGCCCAACGACUUCAAUCUCCAAGACUUUAACACGGGCGGCUACAUCGAGGCGGUCCUGGACCGGAAUCUGGCCGAGAACAUCUCCAGAGUCCUGUACCCCAACGACAACUUCUUUGAGGGGAAGGAGCUCCGCCUGAAGCAGGAGUACUUCGUGGUGGCUGCCACCCUGCAGGACAUUGUCCGCCGCUUCAAGUCCUCCAAGUUCGGCUGCCGGGACCCAGUGAGAACCUGUUUUGAGACACUCCCAGACAAGGUUGCCAUUCAGCUGAACGACACCCACCCAGCCCUCGCCAUUCCUGAGCUCAUGCGGAUCCUGGUGGAUGUGGAGAGAGUGGACUGGGACAAGGCCUGGGAAAUCACAAAGAAGACCUGUGCGUACACCAACCACACCGUGCUGCCGGAGGCCUUGGAGCGCUGGCCCGUGUCCAUGUUUGAGAAGCUGCUGCCAAGGCACCUGGAAAUUAUCUAUGCCAUUAACCAGCGGCACCUGGAUCAAGUGGCUGCCCUGUUCCCUGGGGACGUGGACCGCCUGCGGAGGAUGUCUGUGAUUGAGGAAGGGGACUGCAAGCGGAUUAACAUGGCCCACCUGUGUGUGAUCGGAUCCCAUGCUGUCAAUGGCGUGGCUAGGAUCCACUCGGAGAUCGUGAAGCACUCAGUCUUUAAGGACUUCCACGAGCUGGAGCCAGAAAAGUUCCAGAAUAAGACGAAUGGCAUCACCCCCCGGCGGUGGUUGCUCCUUUGUAACCCGGGUCUGGCUGACAUCAUCAUGGAGAAAAUCGGGGAGGGCUUCCUGACCGACCUGAGUCAGCUGAAGAAGCUCCUGCCCUUGGUCAGCGAUGAGGUGCUCAUCAGGGACGUGGCCAAGGUCAAGCAGGAGAACAAGCUGAAGUUCUCUGCCUUCCUGGAGAAGGAGUACAAGGUGAAGGUCAACCCCUCCUCCAUGUUCGACGUGCACGUGAAGAGGAUCCAUGAGUAUAAGCGGCAGCUGCUGAACUGCCUGCACACCGUCACCCUGUACAACCGAAUAAAGAAGGACCCUGCCAAGGCUUUUGUGCCCAGGACUGUCAUAAUCGGGGGUAAGGCAGCUCCUGGUUACCACAUGGCCAAGAUGAUCAUCAAGCUGGUCACGUCCAUCGGCGAUGUUGUCAACCACGAUCCAAUUGUGGGCAACAGGCUCAAAGUGAUCUUCCUAGAGAACUACCGAGUGUCCUUGGCUGAAAAAGUGAUUCCCGCUGCUGACCUAUCACAGCAGAUUUCCACUGCGGGCACCGAGGCCUCAGGUACGGGCAACAUGAAAUUCAUGCUCAACGGGGCCCUCACCAUUGGCACCAUGGAUGGUGCCAACGUGGAGAUGGCUGAGGAGGCCGGAGCUGAAAACCUCUUCAUCUUUGGCCUUCGGGUGGAAGACGUACAGGCCCUGGACCAAAAAGGGUACAAUGCCCAAGAGUACUAUGACCGUCUGCCCGAGCUAAGGCAGGCUGUGGAUCAGAUCAGGAGCGGCUUCUUCUCUCCCAAGGAACCAGACUGUUUCAAGGACAUCGUUAACAUGCUGCUGAACCACGACAGGUUCAAGGUGUUUGCAGAUUAUGAAGCGUAUGUGGCAUGCCAGGCCCAGGUGGACCAGCUGUACCAGAACCCCAAGGAGUGGACCAAGAAGGUCAUCAGGAACAUUGCCUGUUCGGGCAAGUUCUCCAGUGACCGGACCAUCACGGAGUAUGCCCGCGACAUCUGGGGUGUGGAGCCCUCUGGCCUACAGAUCCCGACCCCCAACAUCCCCAGGGACUAGGUGAUAGCACAGUGAGGACCAGUGGGCUUUUGUUUUCUUAUUGACUCCACACCUCAUGCCAUUUUCCAAGUGGUCCGUUGUUUUCAGUGCUGUGUUUCCGAGACUGGGAAGGAAAGGUGCUAAGAGUGAGAUGCUGCCUGGUUUCUGGCAGGAAAGCAAAGCUCAUAGCACUGACCAGCUGGCCCCACAGCUUCAUACUACCUACCCCUUUGGCCCUCCCCCACCCCACAGAAGUGGGUAAGGUGAAGCCACCUGCUGGGCUCCUCCGAGACCUUACACACACCUUGCUGUGAGCUUGUUUUAAGUUUUGAGCCUCUAGAUUCUGGGGUCUGGGCAAGUGGCAGUGGCAACACCUGAAGUAUGUUUCUGCAGUACCUGGGUUGGCCAGGCGGUGCCGACUCAGCUCUGUUCCUGGUUGUGCUGGGAGGGUCCAGUGCUCCAAGCCAUCUUUACAGCUGCCCCGUGGGUGCUCCGGACCACUAAGGGGGCCUUGGUUAGGAUAAGGCUGGCUGAUACAGUUAGCCUGAUUUUCCUUUUUCAAAAGAAAAUUAACUUCACAAGGAAAUGAAACUAGCUGAAGUCUUUUCUUGUUUAGUAACUAAAAAUUGUACUUUUGAAACUUCAUGUCAGGGGAGGCAAUUCUGGGAUAUUUUCGCCCAGCUGUGGGGGCCUGGGGCAGGGUUGCGUCUCUGCUGAGGGAGGCUGAGUGCCUAGCCCCUGCUGCAGAUCUGCACCCUUUCUGCCCUGGAGGGCACAUUUCUUGUCUUACAUGCAAGGCUGCCUCUCCCUCUCCCUCCAUCUCUGCCACUGCCACACGCGGGGCUGGAAAAGGACCAACUGGGCCCAGAGGGCAGCGCACUUUCCACUCUGCCCGAAGGGCGGGUGAGCACGUCAGCCACUGGAGGAGAGAGCCAGCGGCAGGUGGCACCCUUCACUGCAUUUGUUGGCAAUGCUGGAUGGAAGCACCCUUCCAGAGGCUCUGCCUCCUUGCACGCCGGGUCUGAGCACCACAGGCUGGGUCCUAACUGCUCGUAGAACCAGGCCAUGGAGGACUUGCUCAAGUACAUACUUCAUCAGAGCCACUGGGGUCUGUGGUCACACCCCCAACACCCUCCAUUGCCCUGUCCCUUAGGCUGUGUGUGACCGUCACUGUGCCACUUGCUGAUUAAAACUUCCUACCCAUGUUUGGUUGAGUUGGCCUCUGCAUUUUACUCUGGGUCAGCCUGGGGCAGGCCUCAGUCCCUCCCUCCUAAAGAGGGGAUGGGCUAAAUUAUGGCACCAUAUUCUGGCACUGAAGACAGGAAGUUCUCUCAUCCAGCUGUUGUGGCUUAGAGCUGUGUGUGCCUGAACUGCCAGCUCUUCAAGGAAUUGUGAAAUCUAAUCACUUGGUAAACUGUCCUCUGGGCACUGGCAUUUCUGCUCUGAA